This is a messenger RNA of Xylona heveae TC161, 1011 nucleotides long. Its product is annotated as GINS complex, Sld5 component. The record is from RefSeq and is a predicted model, not a curated record. Lineage: Eukaryota; Fungi; Ascomycota; Xylonomycetes; Xylonales; Xylonaceae. Gene Ontology annotation, biological process: DNA-templated DNA replication; double-strand break repair via break-induced replication. Gene Ontology annotation, cellular component: GINS complex. The transcript has 4 exons. The coding region runs from base 17 to 679 and encodes 220 amino acids.
CAAUUCGCAGACGGUCAUGGAUAUUGACGAUAUUCUUGCUGAUAUUGAUGGAGGCUCUGGAGGCUCCUUGGCCACAGAAGACCUACAAGCUCUUACUAGAGCAUGGGUCAACGAAAAGGGAAGUCCGGAAAUUCUCACUUACCCGUCAGAGCUGAUAGAAAGAGUUAUGGACCGAAUUCGAAAGCAAAUAGAGACAAUAGAAAUGCAGACCGGAGACAUGGACCCUAAAAUGAAUUUCCGUUUGGUUAUUCUUCAGACAGAGCUAGAGCGAUUCAAAUACUUAAUUCGAAGUUUCCUACGCGUCAGGCUUGCAAAAAUCGACAAGCAUGCCCUGCAUAUACUCACCAACAGUGAGGUCAAGGCGCGCCUCUCUGCAUCUGAGAUCCAAUAUCUCACAGCUCACCAGGCACUACUGCAUUCGCAUUAUAGAGCAUCUUUCUUAGCACAAUUUCCCCCAAACCUGCAACGACUUGAUGAUACCGCUGGAGGAAUUUCUAUGGUUGAGCACCCUGACCUCGAUCAAGUUAUAUUCUGCAGAGUUUUGCAUGAUGUUGCCGAUCCUAUCACCAUUGAAGGCACAGACACUGCAGACGUCUGGCUAAAGCGUGGUGAUAUAUUCGUCGUUCGUUGGAGGCAUGUCGCGGACGCGGUGACCAAGGGAGAAGUAGAGCUCAUUUAAUCAACGGAAGGUUACAAUGAGAAUGUAAAAGGCUUUACGCCUCUUGAGCAAAUUUUGGAGAGCGUGUUCGAGAUGAGAAAACACGAACGCACUUGGGGCUGAAGCCGCAAUUUUGGAGCAGUAAACCUCAAGGCGUUGACCGCUUUGCCUCGACCAUAUAUGGAUCGGUCGUGCUAAAACAGUGAUGAAUGACAGGGCACGCUGCUGAAUCUGCCAACCAGACAACUUUUUUCCACGGCUGCGCGAACUCGAGGCCGCCGCUGCUUGGUUGUUUGCAUUGGCCACUGGAACCUUUUCGCACAGCAUCUCGAAGUGCUCUAUCUUCGCGUGGC